CAGCGCCGAUCGUGUGGCUGAAUCCAGCGGCCAAUUAAAUCAGCAGAGACACGUACGUUAUCCCAGACAUCUCGUUUUCACUCGCCAUUCGGUCGCACAGACUGUAUCGUUUCUGCCGAGUUGUGGUAGUACUAGCAACCAAAAGGAGGUCCCUUGGGUGCGCAACUCUUUGUAUCUCAUUGAGGCUGAGGUCGAUCUGUUUAUAAAGAUACGCUGGGAAGCUGACAUUACGCAAACCCUUCGAAACCCUGCAUUUGCCCUUGCAAGACCCGAAACUCAAGAUGCUUCUCAAUAUACUUACCUCCACAUUUCUCGUCGCUGGCGUUCAAGCGAUCGGCCGCGCUAUCAUCACCAACCAAUGCGACCUCCCUGUCUACGUUUGGUCGGUCGGCAACAACGUCAGCCAGCAAUACACUCUCGGGCUUGACCAAUCCUACAGCGAAGUUUUCCAUACCGAUCCAGGAGCUGACAACACCUCACUUAUAUUCUCAACUAUGGAUGGAGGCUUCUCGAUACCCAACACUAGCCACACGGUCUUCACCUAUACCCUCAAAGGUGACCAAGUUGAAUACGAACUCGACGAUGUUGUUCCAUUGUAUCAGUAUAAUUUGUUUUCCGGGGAAACAGUAAAGAUUACUGCAACGGAUCCGAACUGCAACAAUAUCACAUGGGGAAACGGUCGACCGCCGGCAGAGAAACAAGUGGAGAGUUGUCAGGCGGGGUCGGAUUUAGAGCUGAGCUUCUGUACAGGGCAUUGUUUGCCAGCAUGGUUUCCUUGCGGUAGCAACGCCCCGCCCGGAGACACGAGACAGUGCUGCACACACUGUAUUGGUGAUCAUCACUGCAUUGCAGUUUCUGAACCAGUAUAGACGUAGUGACGAGUUUACGGGGAACAAUUGCAUUGUAUGGGGAUCUUGUUAUCACAAGAUCUUGAACCCUGGUGACUACUUUGGAGCGGCGAAGGUAGGAUGUAAUGACGACAGGUUCCGAUAUGUUUUGAACAGCAGGACAGCACUAAUAUGAUUGUUUCUGUUCUGUGGUGACUUUUGUUCGGAGUAGUCCGUUUUCCCCAAAGAAGCUGAUGUUGAAGUACCUCCUUGUUCCCGCUCAGCGAUUGCGACGAACAAAUUGCCAUAUGAUAUCCCCAAUUCCAAAAUGCAUCGUUCAUUCACACGAAGGAGCUGUAGCAUCAUUAGACAUCUUGUCAGG
This is a messenger RNA of Dothidotthia symphoricarpi CBS 119687, 1209 nucleotides long. RefSeq lists its product as uncharacterized. The transcript is spliced from 2 exons. NCBI's taxonomy places the organism in Eukaryota, Fungi, Ascomycota, Dothideomycetes, Pleosporales, Dothidotthiaceae. The record is from RefSeq and is a predicted model, not a curated record. The coding region runs from base 282 to 869 and encodes 195 amino acids.